AUGUCCGGCUCUGCCACGAAAACCAUACAGGCGCGCGUCGCAGAUAUCAGAUACUGCUCCGAUAAAGGAUGUCCAGCUCAGCCAUCACCGCAUCUUGCCGUGAAUUUGCGGGAGGUGUCACUUCAACGCGACAAAGCCACGGCAAUCUCAUACGUCUGGGGAGAAUUCAACCGUGAACAGACGCCAAUCGGGCACAUCGCCGGUAGCGCCCAUAGCACCAUUUCCAUGAAGCUUGGUAAAGAGUGGGUGAUCAGUGAUGUCAUAGACCGCCUAGCCGAGCUCGCAGGGAAGAAGCCCAUCUGGAUCGACCAACUUUGCAUCCCGCAGAAUCACGAAGAGAUAACCAAAACCCUGGCGAAUAUCCCUUCCAUCUAUCGCACAUUCGACGUCGUCGUCUUGAUGCCAGGUCAUCCCUGCAGGUGCCUUGGGAGGCUGAUGCAAGAGAUCAGCAGAAUUGACCGGACUCCAUCCAACCCGGCCGCUUCAAAAGCUUUUCAACAAUGCCGAAUGGAAUUCGAGCCUUGUCUGAACAUGAUCUCGACCUGCUCCUGGAUCAAAAGGGUGUGGCCGCGGCAAGAGCUGAACUACUCGGAAAAGGUUCGUUGUGUUUGGGCUGCGAAGGAAGAAUCGCCUUGCGUAAGUUUACGCGCCGACGAGAAGGAUACUACCAACCUCACUCCAUUCCUCGCACGGAUGUAUGAGCGGCUCGUAAGAGAAAACUAUCCCCAUGACGGCGCAAUGCGAUCACUCAGUGCUUAUUCCGAGGAACUUGAAGUUGAACAACUGGCCGAAUUGAAGCUUUACGUUGAAGGUCCCGGCGAACAAAAGGUAGCAGAAGCAGACGCUGUCUACCGCUUCUUCUCCGGAGAGGUCCUUGAAAACGGCAUCACCAGACUCGACGAUAUGCCUCAUCUGUCCAAAUUUGCGCAUAAUUUGAUCAUGUUGGCAUCGAGGCACGGAGGACCACGCCGCAAGGCUACUAAGCCACAGGAUUAUGUCAUUUCAAUUUGGGUGGAUUGCCCGGGAUACACGAUUCCCCGAAACUACAAGGCAAUGGAUUGCCCAAGCCUACUCCAAGACGCCCUGAGCCAAAUGAACGACACGAGCGGAAGGUUCCUACUGAGCACAGCUCCACUGGGACUGUUUGAGUCCGAACAGAGCGGGUCAGCACUCUGGCAACCAUCGCGCUAUCUUCCGUCAAGUCAUGUAGAUGACUUGUCUGACAUUUACAACGUUCUGGUGAACACUCGCCUGGGGAACCUUAUACCUUCUUCUCAGAAGGUCCCCAUAGUCGUAGACGAUACGCAAACACUCCCUCUCUCCGCUGGAGCGAAGACCUUCGAGGCGCUCUGGCAAUCGUUCCCCCAGCAAUCACCGUCGUCGUCGUUCAUGGAGUACUUCAACGCCAUCUCCAAAAACUGGGCCGAAGUGACAGUGGGUGGUAUCAUGGAUUCGAUAAACGAGCUGCUGUCGCCCUACUCCGAGGCCGAAAGAGAUAGCAACGGAAAGCUUCAUUUCGUCGUUCCGCCCGCCGACGUUGUGAGGAUGUUUGUUCUCUUGCAGCUCUUCAGGCGGUUCCCCGGGGUCAAAGCCUCAGAGUUCCCUCAAGCAGCGCACCAGCCUUACGACUUCAACAACUUGCAUGUUGGCGCUUAUGAGCUGGUGAGCACUGCACUCUAUCUCGACCUGGAUAUGUGCUUCGACGAAGGCAUGCAGCUUAUGUUCUCCGGAACCGAGGGCCACGCCAAGAGUGUGCCCAGAGUCGGGUUGUGCCGACGAAGUGUUGAUAUCGAACGAAUGUCGGAGAAAGCGAUGAAUCCAAAUGAAAAGCAGGUGUUGACUGUUCGGAUGGAUUCAGACGUCACAGAGUCAUUGCUUUUUGAGGCUGAGAUGGUAGGCAAGGUGGAUGGUUCGCCUGAAUACCGUGUGUUUGGCGUCUGGGUUCCAAUAGAGCCUGGCGAUGAGGGUGAUUUUGGCGCUGCUGCUUGGUGUCCCGAAGGCCGAGACAUGAACGCCUAUCUUGUUUAG
Messenger RNA from Lasiodiplodia theobromae, 2028 nucleotides. Its product is annotated as Het-domain-containing protein. The coding region runs from base 1 to 2028 and encodes 675 amino acids. The record is from RefSeq and is a predicted model, not a curated record. Lineage: Eukaryota; Fungi; Ascomycota; Dothideomycetes; Botryosphaeriales; Botryosphaeriaceae. The transcript has a single exon.